AUGUCUAAAUAAAGAAAAAUAAGUCAAAUGUCAAACCUCAAUUCGAAAACACGAGAAAAGCGCUACGUAAACAGAAACGUCUGCAGAAAAAGGUGCACCGGCAAGAACAUUACUUAAAAAAGAAUGUUGAGAAGCAGCAGCCAGUGUAUACAGCCGGCAGGUUUGUCAAAAGACCUGCAGAAUCUCCUGAACCAAAAGUGGAAGUUAAGAAAAAGAAACCAAAACUCGAAACUCCCCUAGACAUCCUGAACAAGGAACGGCAAAAAGAGAAGAAUGUAGAAAAGAAGUUGAAAAAUGAGAUGGAGGAACAGAGAAAGAGGAUGUUGCAGCAGGCCAAUGAAGAAGAAGACAAGAUAAUUAAGAAACUGGAGAAGCAGCUGGGUCUCAACAAGACAAAGAACAAGAACAACUACUUUGCUGAUGAUGGACUUGAUUAUUUACUAGAAAUAUGUGACAAAUCAACAACAGAACAAAUUGUGGCAGCAGAGAAGCAUCUAGCAGAAGUAGAAGGAGAUUCUGACUUCGAAGAAGACUUAGCAGCAGUAACUGGGAAAGAAAUAAAAGAUAAUAAAAAGAAAAAUAAGAAGAAAGAAAAAGAGGCUAGCAAUGAUAGUGAAGAUGAUUUUGGGUCUGAUGAUGAAAUGGGAAGUGGGGAAGAGUUUGACGAAGAUCUUAGUGGAGGAAGAUGACGGAGAAAUGAAUGAAGAUGGUGAUAUGAGUGGUGAAGAUGAUGAUAUGAGUGAGGGAAAUGAAGAUAUGAGUGAGGAAGAUGGAGAUAUGAGUGAGGGAGAAGAUUUGAGUGAGAGAGAUGAUGACAUGAGUGAAGGGGACAGCGAAGUAGAUGAAGAAGAAGAUGGUUAUAGCACAGACGAUGCUCCUGAAGAAAAACCAACAAAAACGUCGAAAGCAAAGAAACAAAAACAAGCCAAUCAGAAGGACGAAAAAAAAACAACAGCAGACACAAAGACAGGCAAACAAGCAAACAAAAAAGAGAAGAUUAUCAAAGAAGAUGACCUUAGUAAAGUUUUCAGUGAUGAUGAAGUAUCCCAUCUCUCUGGUGAUGAUGAUGAUGAUGAUGAGGAAUUGGGUGAUGAUCCUCCUGUUGUGGAAAAGAAAGAAAAACCAGAUGUUUGGGAGGAUAUUUACGGAAGAAAGAGGGAUAAAGAAGGCAAUAUUAUAAAGGAAGAAAAAGGCGUCUACAUACCACCACACUUAAGAAAUAAAGACUCAAGUUCGGAUAAACAACUACAACAAUUGAAGAGGCAAAUUAAAAGCAUCCUAAACAAACUAGCGGGCACAAACCUACACUGGGCGUGCACAUCAAUAGAGAACCUGUUCCAGUGCAACAGUCGGCACUCGGUGAACAGCGCACUGACGCAGUUGUGGCUGGACGCCACCGUGGCGCCGGCCGCCACGCCCGACAGGAUGCUCGCCGAGCACGCCGCGCUCGUGUCCGUCUUACAUGCUAAUGUCGGCUCUGAGAUCGGUGCCCACUUCUUACAAGAGCUAUCGAAGCGGUUCGAUGACAUGAUGCAGAGUCCACAGCCUGUCGGUGACAAGACACUCGAUAACUUAGUGGCGUGCCUUGCUCAUUUGUAUAGCUUCAAGAUCUACCACGCGACUCUCCUGUAUGACAUUCUGACCCGUCUCCUGGAUUCUAUAUCUGAGAAGAAUAUAGAAUGCGUGCUGGUCGCCCUGCGCUGUGUGGGAGGAGUGCUGAGGAAGGAGGAACCGCUCGCUCUGAAGAACUUCAUACAUGACACGCAGGGACGUGUCGCCAAGCUAAAUGAAGCUUCUGCUGCUGGCUCUCGUAUAAAGUUCCUGUUAGAAGUUCUAAUGGCUGUAAAAAACAACAAUCUAACGAAGAUACCGAACUACGAGCCGACGUAUGCCGAACAUCUUAAAAAGAUAACCAGAACCAUCAUCAGGAAGGGCAAUUACAUAACUCCACUGAACAUUAGGCUUGAAGACUUGUUGAAAGCGGACGAGCGCGGCAAGUGGUGGGUGGUUGGGUCAGCGUGGGAGGGCAACAUGCCCAGACUGGACGCGAAGCCCAGCAACAAGGCACUGCCCACACUGCCCACUGCUGACCAGAAACUGCUGGAACUGGCUCGACAACAGAGGAUGAAUACUGAUGUCAGAAGAAGCAUCUUCUGCGUUAUUAUGUCUGCUGAGGACUAUAUGGACGCGUUUGAGAAACUCCAGCAUUUAGGUCUAAAAGGCCAACAAGAGAGGGAGAUUGUCCAUGUACUACUAGCGUGCUGCCUACAGGAGAAGACGUAUAAUCCAUACUAUGCAGUGUUGGGACAGAAACUAUGCGACACUGAUCGAAAAUAUCAGCUCUCGAUCCAGUUCUCAGUAUGGGAUAAGAUCAAGGAGCUAGACAGCAUAUCGAAGCAGUCCAUGACGAACCUGGCACAGUUCCUAAUACACCUCAUCAUGGAGAAAGGAUUAGCUCUUUCUGUAUUGAAGGUAAUACAAUUCUCAGAACUAAACAAACACACAGUCCGCUUUAUGCGACAGAUUCUUCUCGCCAUAAUCAUGAAUGCGGACUUACAAUCUUCUUUAGAAGUUUUUCAUCGGAUUUCAAAAUCACCCAAACUCCACUUGUUUAGAGAAAGUAUCAGACUGUUUAUUCAACAUUUCCUCAUAAAGAACGCUGGAAAGAAGAGUGAGGUGCUGUCUGCAGAAGAAUUAGUCACAUUAAAAGAACGUGCUCAAGAAGUUAAUAAUAUUCUUUCUUUUGGUUUGUCUAAACUAAAGUUUUAA
This is a messenger RNA of Spodoptera littoralis (African cotton leafworm), 2769 nucleotides long. The record is from the annotation of a GenBank genome assembly. NCBI's taxonomy places the organism in Eukaryota, Metazoa, Arthropoda, Insecta, Lepidoptera, Noctuidae.